Molecule: messenger RNA, 4849 nt
Organism: Scatophagus argus
Lineage: Eukaryota; Metazoa; Chordata; Actinopteri; Scatophagidae
Product: guanine nucleotide-binding protein G(s) subunit alpha-like
Exons: 12
Coding region: 1511-2650 (379 amino acids)
Biological process (GO): sensory perception of chemical stimulus; adenylate cyclase-activating dopamine receptor signaling pathway
Cellular component (GO): heterotrimeric G-protein complex
Molecular function (GO): corticotropin-releasing hormone receptor 1 binding; insulin-like growth factor receptor binding; mu-type opioid receptor binding
Source: RefSeq, a predicted model, not a curated record
GACCACCGUUCUUCGUUCCCAGGGUUCCGUGAGAGCCGUUUGCCCCACCCCACCUCUUCAACGCUAUCUAUCUCAAUGUACAAUUCUCAGAGAAAAAAAGGGGGCAAAAAUAAUUCAGAGUAACACUGCAAAGAAACGAUUCUCCUCUCCCCGACCGGUUCAUCGGAGCAGACGCGGCCUCUCGCCGGUAAAAAAUAAAUGUCUCGCCGUCGGAUCAGUGAUUGAAAACACCGCGGUAUGUUCAUGUAUCAUGCACAUGUAACCAUAAUCUACCAUACGGAUUCAAAGGGAAUACAAAAAGCUGAGAGAGUUGACAGCGAGCUGUACCUGCGCCAAACGGGAAAAUAACGGAGGAUUUCCACGAAUAACACCUGGAUAUUGCGUUCUAUUCAAGGACAUCCAGCUGCCAGAAGCCACCUUUGCUCGCUCGGAGAAGCUUUCCGAUGUGAGGAGAAAUACAAAUUAACGUUAGAGAGAGAGAAGAAGGACGGAGAAGGGGCCUGUUUUUGGGUCUGGUCAAACCCUCCGAAAAAGCAAGCACCAGCAUCUGUUGACGGGGAGAGGAAAUAAUUUUGACAUCGAUUAAAAACUUAUUAAAAAAUUAUCGAUAAGGUUGCUAACAUCAACGACGACAACAUCCAGAAAACGGUGUAUAAUGUGACGGAUUUGAAAGACGGUUGUGAUAGAGAAAGAAGCCCCAGUGUAGCCUGAUGAUUCACAUGCCGUCAUUUUAAGAGGAAAUAUUUAUUUUUUAUUUUUUUUUUCACCCGCCCUCUGAUGAUCUUUGGUUAGGUGGAGAACGGAUUGCAAGCAAGCUAAAUAAUAACCUAAAAUAUAUGUUUAAAGGGGGGAAAAGGUCGAGGAAAAAAUAGAGCUUUGGUUGUGAGUGGAAAUGAAUUGAAUGGCAGUGUGAGAUAUCUGCCGAAGAUGGGCUCCGGAGGAGACAUUUGCUAAGAAAAUUAAACCCAAUACCGAGAAAAUCUAUAUUUUUAAAACAAAGGCCAGCGUUCAAAUACAAGAGCUUUAAGGAAACAGGACCACCGACGUUCAUUCAUGUACAGUUCAUGACUGGAAAUCUGACAUCCACACUCAUAUCAAUUUUGAUGACUUCAUUGCGGAUUUACAGUGAAAAAACACAAGAAUCAAGCAUCUGAGAGGGCGGCAUCGUUGCUCAGCUCCUUUUUGAGUGAUCUCUUGUUGUUAAAUUGCCAGUAAAUAGGCACAUCCACCCAUACAUAUUGUGCCAAAGCCUGGUGAAGCCCACCGACUACUACAGAACGGUUUUUACAUCUGUUUCAUCUGCAUCUGGCAACAUAAAUGUCACCCAUUUUGAGCCAGGUGUUCUUCUCUUGGGCCAGUCUGGGAAUUUAGGAUUGAUUGAUUUUUCUUCUAAUCAACACCCUCCCUCCCUUCUUCUUCCCUCCCUCCCUACACCCAAACCCACCCACCCAUCCAACCAACCACCCACCCUGCCUCCCCCCCUGAACCUGCCACUGGGUUUUUUGGGAAGAUGGGGUGUCUUGGCAAUAGUAAGACCGAAGACCAACGAAAUGAGGAGAAGGCACAGAGGGAAGCCAACAAAAAGAUAGAGAAGCAGCUCCAAAAAGACAAACAGAUAUACCGGGCAACUCAUCGGCUACUACUAUUAGGCGCCGGGGAAUCUGGGAAAAGCACGAUAGUCAAACAGAUGCGAAUAUUGCAUGUUAAUGGCUUCAACGCAGAGGAGAAAAAGCAGAAAAUUCACGAUAUUAAAAACAACAUUAAAGAAGCUAUAGAGACGAUUGUGGCAGCCAUGGCUACACUCACACCGCCAUGCCAGUUAGCCGUUCCUGCAAACCAGUCGCGAAUUGAUUACGUCCUGAACCAAUUUAACCAGAAGGAUUUUGAGUUUCCUUCGGAGUUUUAUGACCAUGCAAAGAUCCUCUGGCAGGACGAGGGUGUGCGGGCCUGCUGGGAAAGGUCCAAUGAAUAUCAACUCAUCGACUGCGCACAGUACUUCUUAGACAGGAUUGAGGUUGUCAGGCAGAAUGACUACACACCCACUGAUCAGGAUCUGUUGAGAUGCAGAGUACUGACAUCUGGUAUCUUCGAGACAAGAUUUCAGAUAGACAAAGUCAAUUUCCAUAUGUUUGAUGUUGGCGGUCAGAGGGAUGAACGUCGAAAAUGGAUCCAGUGUUUUAACGAUGUGACAGCUAUCAUCUUUGUGGUGGCAAGUAGCAGCUACAACAUGGUGAUCAGAGAAGACAAUCAGACCAACAGACUACAGGAGGCCCUCAACCUUUUCAAGAACAUUUGGAACAACAGGUGGCUACGGACCAUUUCGGUAAUCCUCUUCUUGAACAAACAGGACCUGCUCGCUGACAAGGUUUUGGCAGGGAAGUCUAAAAUUGAGGACUAUUUCCCGGAGUUUGCACGUUACACUACACCUGAUGAUGCAAUACCAGAGCCAGGUGAAGAUCCCCGUGUCACAAGGGCAAAGUACUUCAUUCGGGAUGAGUUUCUGAGGAUCAGCACAGCGAGUGGGGACGGACGCCAUUACUGUUACCCUCACUUCACCUGCGCAGUUGACACAGAAAACAUCCGCCGCGUUUUCAACGACUGUCGUGACAUCAUACAGAGGAUGCACCUACGGCAGUACGAGCUGUUGUGAUGGGCGGCGGCAUCCGGUCUACUUAUCUAACUACCUGCCUACCUACCUAUCCACCCCCCCAUGACCAGUUAGCCAAUCACCACCUCCACUUCCACCAAAUUCACCAAACAACUGAGCAAAAGAGCGAGCGACUGACCACCUGCCCUCCCCUCCAUACCAGUACAACUCCUUCUUCUCCAAGUAACAUGAUUUCAAAAAAACAGAACAGUGGACUUUUUUAGAAACAAAAAAAAAAUAAAGGAAAUACAGUAACGGAUACAACAACAAAAAUUCCAUCAACUACUAGCCAGGACUGACUGCUGUACUCGGCUACACUUUGACCCAGGACAGAGGGUCAAGACUGGACUCCCUCAGUGCAGGCUAUCCCUCCUUUUAGCUCUCUUUCCCUAUCUCAGAUAUAUGAACACAUACACACUCACAGGUACAAACACACUCUACAGCAUAAGACAUCCAGAACCCUGUGAUAGGUUUUAAUGUCUCAUAUCACAGUCUCUCUCUCUCUCUCUUUUUUCUCUGUUACAUACACACACACACACACACACACACACACACACACACAGACCCUUGUAAAACCAAGUCCUCCUGCUUUUAACAGUUGGCAAGGGCUGAACUGAAUAAUGAGAGCGAGGAGUUUAUUCACCGCGUGCUGAAGACGAAGAAGGAGGACAAGUGGAGAACGAUGAACUUGGAGGAUGGCAAACUGACACAGAGGAGGGCUGUGAGCCUUUUUGUGCCCGAACAGACGGACUAAUUGACUAACGGCUGCCUGUGGACGUGAGCGUGACUCGAACAUAAGACCACACGGCUCACAUGACUCACUUUUCAAGAAACCAUUUGAGGAGGGAUGGCAGACAACAACAACAACAAAAAAAUAAAGAAUGAAAAAUAAAUAUACAAGAAAAAUACCAUACAAUGCAUAAAUUCAUGCAUACCAGUGAACUUCAUGCAGUGCAAAAAAUCCAAGCUAUAUAUAUAGAUAUUUAUAUAUGUGUGUAUAUAAAUAUGUAUAUAUAUAAAUAUAUAUAAAUAUAAAUAUUAUAUAUUCCUGUAAUAACACAAUUCAACUUUUAAGUUUUAGUUUUUACCCCAUGUUGAGUGUUGGUGUACACUGUGUGUGUGCAAUCUGCCUUUGUGCACCAUUUAAACCCACACACACACACACACACACAUAUAUAUACACACACACAUAUACAUCCUCGCCCCCUGACCCUGCUGCUAUCUGGCAACUACUCAAUAUAUAGAAAAUAAAAGAGAGGUUUUAUUUAAUGAGGAAAAAAAAAACAAAGCAAAAGGAAAGCAUGAAGUAAAAGAAAUGACUUCAAGACUGGUUGCAACAUUUUUACCUGGGAACACACACAUACGCACACACGCUCCAGUCCUCAUCAGCCCCCUCCCUUUCCAUCCCCCCCCACCCCACCUUUCGUCUUAUUCUCUCACCUCUCCCAGUCCCACUUCCUCCUCUCCUGGCUUUAAGUACGUCUGUCUUUAUUUUACUGCUGGACUAUUAUUCUUGUACAGACUGUAAAAUGUAUUAUUUUGUACAACUUUAUUGAAGAAAAAAAAAUAACUUGUAGAAGAUCCCUGUGCCUUGAUCACGACUGUACGUGUAAAAAUGAGCUAAUAUGUAAGUUAUGUUUCACUGCGCUGUACAGCUGGACGGGUCUGCCCCACCUCGUCCGUGCUGGCUCAUCCCUCUGCUGGAGGCUGGGGGGGAGGGGCGUCGGUUCGAGGCGGAGGCCUUUCGUCUGUUGCUUAGUUUUCAUUUUUUCCCACAUUUGUUUGUUCAUUGAUUCAUUUGUUUUGCUUUGAAUCUCCUCUGGUUUAUAUAAUAGGAAUGGAAAAAAAAAUGAAGAAAAAAAGAUAAUCAGACACACCACCUUAAUGCUGUAUAGUGAAAGAUACUGAACCCUAACACAAUUUAAUAUAUAUAAAAUAUAUUUCAAAUUUUAUAUUUUAUAUAUAUGUACUGUACACUUAUAUCUAUCUCCCUUGUGAGCUGUCCCCCCAGGUUUUCUUUGCUUUCUGUCAGUAACACAUGCAUACAUUUUCAGAAGGUGGCGAUUCUGGGUGCAAUGGGAUGGGUAUUCAUUUCUUUUUUUAUUUUAGCUUUAACUCUUUUGAAGGAGAGGGAAAUAUCCAGUUGCAAAACAUUGCUUGUUUCUACAUAAACCAAAUUCUUUUUGCUUAAACAAGAAGAAA